Messenger RNA from Solea solea (common sole), 2205 nucleotides. Its product is annotated as mediator of RNA polymerase II transcription subunit 12. Bases 562 to 2064 code for a protein of 500 amino acids. The record is from RefSeq and is a predicted model, not a curated record. The transcript has 4 exons. Gene Ontology annotation, cellular component: nucleus. NCBI's taxonomy places the organism in Eukaryota, Metazoa, Chordata, Actinopteri, Pleuronectiformes, Soleidae.
CACUGGGUGACGUCAUUCGAGAGCGACUGUGCUCGGUUUGUGUAUCGGCUGUACGAGUUAACAGCCUCACUCGCUGUGUUUUGGUUUUAUUUCGCCUCCCACGUGCCGGUAACAUGAGCUCUGGAGGCGAUCCUCUGCCUGGAUGAUGCUCCUAACUGUAAAUCAGCUGGAUGUGGUGAGAUGUAGCUCUCAGUCUGCUCCAGGUGUUUUUACACACUGCACAGAUGUGUCCCGUAGUGUUACGACACAUGAAAGUGACAGAAAUGGAUAGAGGCAGGUGCAGGUAGCCACAAAAGUCUGAGGACUUAGCUGAUGUAUCAGUUUGUGACCUGCAGUAAUGACUUGGGUCAUUUGAAAUUUCCACAAACCUCAUAUACAGAUAUUUGAGCUCUAUAGAGCUUAAGAAACAUUAGCUCAUUGUUACCUGAUGCAGUACACUUUAGAAUUGUAAUGUCUGGAGCAGUAGGUUCAGUCAAACCUUGAGCUCAUGUUGAUGGGGUAGCGGCUGUCACCAUCAGAAUUGGCCCUCCAGUCAGUUCUGCUGUAAAUCAGGUCUGACCCAUGACUGAGUACUACGAGGAGGGGGGGCUGCUGUACGAGCAAUCACCUCCCAUGCACAUCAAAGUGGAGUCUCCAGAGGGACCCUUUGGAGGGGGAGCCUCAGAAAAUGGCUUCCCCAGGGAGGAUGAAGACUCGGAGGGCAGCUGUGACCAGAGCAGUGGUAUACCUGGAGGGCUCCCCUUUAAUGUCGUAGUGGUGCAUCCAAACAUCAUGGCACCUGGCAUGUCCUCAGAAGACCUCUUGUCUAUUGAACAGAACAGAGCUAUGUCAGCGGCACUGGCUGCUGGUGGUGUAGGAAAAAGAAAGAGUCGUUUCAGUGGAGCAGAGCUGGAGGUGUUGGUGUCAGAAGUCACUCGGUGUGAAGGAGAGCUCUUUGGUCCUGCAGGGAGGCUCCGGCGGCGGGAGAGAGAGCGCAUCUGGGCAGGAAUCUUAGAGCGAGUCAAUGCUGUGUCCAGAGUCCCACGUACACUGAGAGAGGUGAAGAAACGCUGGGAUGACUUAAAGAGGCGCAAUGGUGGCAGGUUGGCAGAUGCUCGCCAUCGCAGCUGUUACCUGCCCUCCAGCAGAGGGUCUUCAAUGCUUGGGCGUGCUUCCCAGUCAAGCCCCAGGCUUCAACAAGCCAGGCAAAAACAAAGCACUCGACCAAAGCCCAGCUUUCCAUGUUUCCCUGACUCUGAUACAGGUGUGGGAAUCGACGGAUCAGAGAGAGAUGGUUUGGAAAAAGAUGACGAUCGCGAGAGAGACAUGGGAGAGCCUGAGUGUGAACCAGUAGAGAACAGCAUGGAGGACAAAUUGGGAUUAGGACUGGGUCUGGGAAUUGGGCCACCUCCUCCAUCAGAACGAUGGCUGCCUCCUUCACCACUGUACAGCGCUCCUUUCCUCAAUGGGAGCCCUCAGCCUAGCAGUCCUCAGCCAUCACUUGGAGCACAGCAGGGUCCUCUUGAAGCCCCUCCUCGCAGCUCUUGGCUUGAAGAUGAACUGCGAGGAUUGGGAGAAGCAGCAAUCCAACUGGGAAAUAGGGUUGAAAAGAGUCUGCAGGAGUUUGGGGAAGACUUCAGACAGGACAUGAGAACACUUGUUGCUUCACAAGAAGCAUUAACAGUCAGUCUACAACAAAACAAUGUCCUCUUACAAAGGCUGUUAGGAGUGCUUGAGGCCCAGCAACAACCACAGCCACAGCAACAGCAACAUCGUGUACAACAAGCACACCAAUCACAAACAACUCAGCAGCACUUACAGGCUCAGCCAGCUCUGCAGCAGUUACAACAUAUUGAACCACAACAGCAGCAGCAGCAACAAUUGCGGAUUGAAACACCACAGCAGUCACAACAGCACCAAACCCAGCAUUUUAAUAAUCAGUCAGCUUUAGCAGUGGUCCCAGCACCAUCAACCCCUGACAUACGUGGCACUUUUACCUCUGAUCCACCCACAGACACUAAUGGAAGUCUGCAGAAGUCACGGCGAGGAAGAGCUGUUGAUCACAGGCGCAGAAGACGGCGUUGAGGAGAAAAUACUUAAAAACUCUAAGUGCACAUCCUGCAUACUUGGAGUUUUAAAAUGUGACAAGAAUGCUCUUUUUCUACAGACAGUACUUCUGUAAAAAUAAAUGGACUUGGAGUUUUAUUUUCUGCUCCAAUCCAGUGA